Malassezia globosa CBS 7966 is the source of this 1368-nucleotide messenger RNA. RefSeq lists its product as uncharacterized. NCBI's taxonomy places the organism in Eukaryota, Fungi, Basidiomycota, Malasseziomycetes, Malasseziales, Malasseziaceae. Gene Ontology annotation, molecular function: triacylglycerol lipase activity. Gene Ontology annotation, biological process: lipid catabolic process. The record is from RefSeq and is a predicted model, not a curated record. The transcript has a single exon. Bases 1 to 1368 code for a protein of 455 amino acids.
AUGAAGUUGAACCUUUUUAUCCUUGGACUCCUCACGCUCGCGGCACACGCGUACGCACUGGUUGCGCGCGAUAAGCUGUUGCUCCCACAUGAGGACCCGUUCUUUCAGCCACCUGAUGGUUGGCAAGACAAGGAGGUUGGUACAAUCCUGCGGAGCCGUAAGGUUACUAUCAAGACACUUGUGAAAGACAACUUGAAGGAAGCAUGGCAGCUGCUUUACCGUACCACGUAUACAUCAGACGAUGAACCAACGACCACUGUCACGACAGUUAUGGUUCCGCAUAAUGCUCAGAAUGAUUCCUUGGUUUUGUUUGCAGACUUUGAGGACUCGAGCGCGGAUCGAUGUGCUCCAAGCUACAGCUGGCGUGCCGGGUCAUUGGAUGACCCGAGUGCCUCGACGAGAGUUGCGAUUGCUAUGCUUUAUCUCCAAGAAGGAUAUAUUGUCACUAUGCCGGACAAAGAAGGCAAUAGAGGUGCAUUUGGUUCUGGCCAUGUUGAAGGCCGCCAGUCUCUCGAUGGAAUUCGCGCUACGUUGGCGUUUGACAAACUUGGAUUGAGCAAAGACACAAGGGUGGCCGGUCAUGGUUACUCAGGCGGCGGUAUUCAGAUUGGAUGGGCUGCAUCUCUGAAGAAAACCUACGCACCCGAACUUAAUGUGGUUGGAUGGUCAGCUGGCGGCGUUCCAUCCAACCUUACUGCUUUGAUUGAGAAGAUCAAUGGUUCACCAUUUGCAGGAUUCGUUGUUGCAGGAUUGACUGGUGUUUCCAGCACGUACCCCGAGGUUAAAGAGUACAUGGAAAAAGUCUUCACCAAGCAAGGCCUGGAAGACAUGGAGUUUCCGAAGAAGUUUUGCUCGACGGGUAUUGUACUCAGGUUCCUGUUUAAAGACUUUUUCGCUAAAGAUUUCAGCAAGGUCGGUGAUAGAUAUUUGUAUGAGCCUGUUGUUCGAAACAUUCUGGAAAAGCUGACAAUGGGAACGAAUCCGGACUACACGCCCGAUGCGCCAAUGCUGUUGAUGCAGGCUAAGAAUGACGAAGUGGCUCCUUAUGAAGCGGUUAAAAAGACAUAUGAUUCGUGGUGUCAAGAGGGAGCGCAGGUCCAUUUGGUCACGCUCAACAACCCUCUGUCAAGUCACGCAUCGACGACGGUAACAAGCUCAUUGCCUGGCUUCCUCUGGGUGCGUGACAGACUGCAAGGCAAGCUAGCAGAGAGCGGAUGCCAUGAAAAUAAGAACUUUGACGUGGGCAUCAACACUAAUGCACUUGGCGAGGACUUUAAGGGAAUUCUUGGAAUCUUGCAGGGUUUCCUUGGUGACAAAAUCGGUCCAAAUGAUGAGUAUUUGAUCGACUGGUUUAAGAAGCACAAGUAA